Messenger RNA from Auxenochlorella protothecoides, 837 nucleotides. RefSeq names its product Nudix hydrolase 20, chloroplastic. The transcript has 5 exons. Lineage: Eukaryota; Viridiplantae; Chlorophyta; Trebouxiophyceae; Chlorellales; Chlorellaceae. Gene Ontology annotation, molecular function: 8-oxo-dGDP phosphatase activity. The record is from RefSeq and is a predicted model, not a curated record. The coding region runs from base 1 to 837 and encodes 278 amino acids.
AUGGGUGGGACCGAUGUGUAUGGCACGCAUGGCACCCAUGCGGUGGUGCCCAUCCGCAAGGGCGCCAUCAUGUUUGCAGAGGAGCUCCGUCGGUUCCCCGACGUAUUCCAGUCCCCCACCCCAGCCUCCCUGACCCUGAACCCCGCACUGAGCAGCCCGGAGGAGCGGAGCCGGGCCGUGGACGACGUGCUCAAGACAUUGCAGGCUCGCGGCCUCGUGGACGGCUGGCGGGGAGAGCUCUACCCGGUGGCGCCCUCCUUCCACGCGCCGCCCCUGCUCUCCCUGGAGCGCGCGGCGGCCGUGCACUUUGGCAUCAAAGCCUAUGGCGUGCACCUGAAUGGCUACGUGCGGCUGCCUGGGAGCGGGGCGCUGGAGCUCUGGGUGGCCACCCGUAGCCGGCUCAAGCCCACCUGGCCGGGGCGGCUGGACCACAUGGUGGCGGGCGGCCAGCCGCAAGGGCUGAGCUGCGCCGCCAACAUCGAGAAGGAGUGCUGGGAGGAGGCCGGCGUCCCCGCCGAGCUCGCCCGCACCGCCGUGCCCGUCGGCGCGGUGUCCUACGCUGCCCGGCAGGCCGCGGGCGUGAAGAGGGACGUGCUCUUCUGCUACGACCUGGAGCUGCCCCUGGACUUUGUGCCGCAGCCCCAGGACGACGAGGUCGAGGGCUUCGAGCGCUGGCCCUUGGAGCGCGUGGCGGAGGGGGUGGCCGGCGGCGAGCGGUUCAAGGACAACUGCAACCUGGUCAUCAUCGACUUCCUGCUGCGGCACGGGUACCUAGGUCCAGACACCCCUGGGUACCUCGAAUUGCUGACCGGGCUCAGGAGCGGCGACUGCUCGUGA